GAGACAAGCGCUCGGGAGCAUGUAUUCAGGAGCCUGUUCAAGAGAGCUAGUGAUACCUUUGACGCGGAAGACUUCGAGGAAAGCGAGCGUCUCUGCCGUCUGCUUUUGGCAUACACCGACCUUAGCACUUUUCAUAAGGCAGGAUGUCAUCGUAUCCUAUCGCUUGGUGACAGGAACUUUCUCUGGCAUGCCGAACAAGCCGUCCAACAGUAUCAGCAUCUUUUCUAUCCAAACGGAGACUCUACUGGGGACCAUCUUUUGAGCGAUGCCCAGAUCGAGAUCCGUGAUAGUAUUCUCGAGGAUACUUACAGGAACCUCGCUCAGGCCGAAAUGGAUCAUGUUGAGAUACAGUGUGACUACGCAGAAAGAUGUGAGCGAUUCAAGACCAUAUACGGAUACCAACCUACCAUCAAAGACGUC
Messenger RNA from Aureobasidium namibiae CBS 147.97, 420 nucleotides. RefSeq lists its product as uncharacterized. The record is from RefSeq and is a predicted model, not a curated record. The transcript has 2 exons. Lineage: Eukaryota; Fungi; Ascomycota; Dothideomycetes; Dothideales; Saccotheciaceae. The annotation marks the transcript as partial.